Centrocercus urophasianus (Greater sage-grouse) is the source of this 3516-nucleotide messenger RNA. RefSeq names its product NLR family member X1 (gene NLRX1). Gene Ontology annotation, biological process: negative regulation of canonical NF-kappaB signal transduction. The transcript is spliced from 8 exons. Gene Ontology annotation, molecular function: protein binding. Gene Ontology annotation, cellular component: mitochondrion. NCBI's taxonomy places the organism in Eukaryota, Metazoa, Chordata, Aves, Galliformes, Phasianidae. The record is from RefSeq and is a predicted model, not a curated record. The coding region runs from base 337 to 3306 and encodes 989 amino acids.
GUCCUCCGGUCGCCCUCGGGAUCCUCCCGAGCUGCUCAGCCCCUCGUCUGCAGCUGCAGGAGGACGGGGGGGAGCUGGGCUUGGCGCUGUUUCGCUAUAAAGCUUUUAAAAAGUCGAGCUCCUUCCUCUCCAGCGCUUUUUCUCUCCGGGAUGCGGUGCUAAUAGCUGAAUCCAGGCUGAUGACUUUUGGCUGUGCACCAGGAGGUAACGUUCCUCUGCCCCUCGUGCCCCCAGUGAGUUCUGUGGAUUUUGGGGGGCAGGUAGGCUCACCCUACAGGUGAGGACAUCCUCAGCGCCCUGCUCCUUCUCAGCUGUCCCCUCUCUUUCAGGCAGAAGAUGUCCUGGGCCAUGCAGUACCACGGCUGGCUGCCCUGGGGCAGCUGGACACGGCUGUGUGGGUCCCAGCCCGGGCACAGGGCAGCACGGUGUGUGUACCUCUGUGCUGCUUCGGGGCCAGGUGCUGCAGGCAGCUGCUUCCACAGGAAGAUCCUCCACAUGGGUGGCAUCUCUGUCCCCAGGAGCUGUGUUCGGUACAAGGGAAGGUCUCAGGAGAACCGAGCCCAGCGCAGCUCCUCCCACCAUGGCCUGGACCAUCUCAGGAACGUGGCCUCAUCUGAUGCUAUUAAGAAACACCAGAAGAGCCUGUCUGCGUGGUUCAGCAACCAGCCCAACGAAGAGAGGCAGUUUGGCCCUUCCUUCUCACUAGAUGCCGUCCACGUGGACCCAGUGAUCCGGGAGAGCUCCCUGGAGCAGAUCCUGAAGCCCUCACCUGACCUGACCAUCCAGCACCAGCUCCAGCAGCCCUGCAGGCAGGUCAUCAGCCUCCAGAAUCUCUUUGACGUGGAUGCCUGUGGGCGACAGGUGAAGAACGUGGUGCUGUACGGCACCGUGGGCACAGGGAAGAGCACCCUCAUCAAAAAGAUGGUGGUGGACUGGUGCCACGGUCUCCUACCCCGCUUUGAGCUGGUCAUUCCCUUCUCCUGUGAGGACCUGUCCUACAGUCACGUCCCCAUCUCCCUGAGACGCCUCAUCAUCAAGAAGUACCAGCACCUCCGGGACGUGGUGCCGCUCCUGGGCUCUUCCAACCUCAAGGUGCUUUUCAUCCUCAAUGGGCUGGAGCGCCUCAACUUGGAUUUCCGACUGGCUGGCACCGAGCUGUGCUGUGAUGCCAAUGAGCCUCUGCCUCCCUCUGCUAUCGUGGUAAACCUGCUGCGGAAAUACCUCCUGCCAGAGGCCAGCAUCAUCGUCACGACGCGCCCAUCUGCGGUGCACCGGAUCCCUGGUAAGUACGUGGGCCGCUAUGCAGAGAUCUGUGGCUUCUCAGACACCAACCUGCAGAAGCUGUACUUCCAACUGCGCCUCAGCCAGCCUGGCUGUGACGGGGAGAACGACGUGGCCAGCCGCUCUGGCGAGCAGGAGAACUUGGUGGAGAUGCUGUCGAGGAACCUGGAGCGCCAAAACCAAAUCGCCGCCGCCUGCUUCCUGCCCUCUUACUGCUGGCUGGUGUGCACCACGCUGCACUUCCUCUACUUCACCAGGACGGUGCCUCCCAGCCAGACCCUGAGUGGCAUCUACACCAGCUUCCUGCGGCUCAACUUCAGCGGGGAGGUGCUGGAUAGCACUGACCCCACCAAAAUCUCCAUGAUGAAAUACGUGGCCAAGACUGUGGGCAAGCUGGCCCACGAAGGGGUGAUGUCCCGCAAAACCAGCUUCACAGAGGAGGACCUGCGGCAGUGCUUUGAGGUGGAGAUGAAGACCGAAAGUGAGCUCAACCAGCUGGAGGUCUUCCGCAGUGAUGUCUUCCGCUUCUUCCUCACGCCGUGCGUGCAGCCGGGCAAGGAGCACACCUUCGUCUUCACCAUCCCUGCAAUGCAGGAGUACCUGGCGGCCCUGUACGUGGUGCUGGGCGAGAAGAAGACCCUGGUGCAGAAAGUGGGCAAGGAGGUGUCAGAGAUCAUCGGGAAGGUGAGCGAAGAUGCCGCUGUGGUGCUGAGCAUCAUCUCCAAAGUUCUUCCCCUGCGCUUCCUGCCGGUGCUCUUCAACCUGCUCAAAAUGUUCCCUCGCUUCUUCUCGCGGCUGAGCGGGAAGGGCCGGGACACCAUCGCCCGCACCAUGGCAGAGGAGCUGUUCAAAGAGGAGGAUUACUACAAUGACGACGUCUUGGAUCAAAUCAAUUCCAGCAUCUUGGGUGUGGAGGGUCCCAUGCGGCACCCUGAUGAGGCCGCCGACGAUGAAGUCUUUGAGCUCUUCCCCAUCUUCAUGGGUGGGAUCCUGUCCCGCCGGAACCGCGCCAUCCUGGAGCAGCUGGGCUGCUCCAUCAAGAACCUGGCGGCCUUUGAGAUCGCCAAGGCAAUGAAGAAGACUGUCAUCAGGAACAGCCGCAAAGGGCUGCCCCCCUCCGAGCUCAUGGACUACCUCUUCUUCCUGCACGAGUUCCAGAAUGAACCCUUCACAGCUGAGGCCAUCCGCUCCCUCCGGACCGUCAACCUCUCCUCUGUCAAGAUGACUCCUCUCAAGUGCUCCGUUCUGGCUUCUGUCAUGGGCAGCACAAGCCACGAGGUGGAGGAGCUGAAUCUGACCUCCUGCAACCUUGACACCGGCAGCUUGAGGACUCUUUUCCCCGUCCUGCUGCGGUGCAAGUUUCUCCAUCUGCAGCUCAACAGCCUGGGCCCUGAUGACUGCAAGGAGAUCCGCGACCUGCUCCUGCACGACAAGUGUGCAGUGAGCAACCUGCGGCUGGGGAACAACCCCAUAGGCGAGCAGGGGGCGCAGUACCUGGCCGAGGCGCUGGCAGGCAACCGCUCACUGACCCACCUGUCUCUGCUGCACACUGCGCUGGGAGACCGUGGUGUGGAGCUGAUCGCCCAGCACCUGGCUGAGAACCAGCAGCUCCAGGAGCUCAACCUGGGCUACAACUCCCUGACGGACACGGCUGCCCUGCGUGUGGUGGAGGUGGCCAAAAAGCACGCGACGCUGGACAAAGUGCAUUUAUAUUUCAACGACAUCAGUGAGGACGGCAAGAAGGCACUCGACAGCCUGCGCAUGGACCGGGACGGCGUCAGGGCACUGGUCUUCCUCACGGCAGGCACUGACGUCUCUGAUUACUGGUCCAGCAUCCUGAACGUGGUGCACAAGAAUCUGCCUUUCUGGGACCGCGAAAGGGUUUGUCAGCACCUGACCAUCAUCCUGCAGGACCUGGAAAGCAGCCGGAGGCAGACGGCCAACCCCUGGAGGAAAGCCAAGUUCCUACGGGUGGAGAGUGAGGUGAAGAAGAUGCUGGGGAAGCUCCAGCAUGGGACCCUUUGAGCUGCUGGAGUGCGCAGCGCCUCACCAGCACCCUUAUCACAGAGGAGAUGCCCAGCGGUUGGGUGCUGCCGAAGCUGUUGAAGGUGCUGGGUAUGUGGGGCCAGGCUGAAAUAUGGCACAAAGCCCAGGUGUGAAAGGGACUUGUCUGCUGGGCUUGGACUGAAGUUCGCUUGUGAAACCCUUGGUAGCAUUAAAGUGCACCGCUUUGUU